UGCAUUUAAUUUGUAUUAAGUAAAUACUAAAUUUAUUAAUUAAUUAAUAAAAUAAUAUAAUUAGCUAUUAUUAGAAAAAGUAGAAGCCAAGCCAUUCAUCAUUUCAUUACAAAAACAUGAGAAGAAUAACCACAAAAUAAUUAUUUUAAACUAUUAGGAGAAGCAUCGCUACAAAUCCAAGGGAUUAGAUCAUUAAUUGUGAUCCUACUAAAAUGAUUCCUGGAUUUAGCCCUAUUUUUAAAGAAGAUAAACCUACUAAAUAUUAAAUCACUACUUUAGAUUGUGGUGUAAAGGUUUUGACUGAGGAUAGCGCUUUUCCCUUUCAUACAGAUAUAAAUAUUGUUGGUAAUUUUGGUACACGCAAUGAAACCCAAAAAACUGGAGGUGCAAUGAAGAUGCUUAACACCUUGUUAUUUAUGAGUGGAGAUAACUAAUCAAUCUUACAAAAUUACGAAUUGAAUUAACUUAAUGGAGGAGGUAUUAACAUGCAUUUUGACCAAGAAACUACUUCUUACAAAUGCUAGUGCAUUCCAGAAGACACAGAAUCUAUGCUUGACUUAUUAUUAAAAACAGCAAUUUCUCCUAAAGACUUUUCAGUUUUCGAACCCAGCGCCUUGAGCAAUGAGUUAGAAAACUUGGAAUUUGAAAAGAUAUUUUUAAAAGCAGCAUAUGACGGGAAAGGUGUUGGUAUGUGUGAUCUCAAUCCUAGUAUGACUGAAUAAGAUUUUCUUGACUUUUAAAACAAAUAUAUUACUCCACAUAGACUUUUAAUAUCUGGAUCAAAUGUUCCUUCUCAUGAACACUUCGUUAAUUUGGUUCAGUAAAUGCUUAAGAAAUAUCCUUAAUUCUUGAAUAGAAAAUACAAUCCUAAUCCUUUUGAAUCAAUUUAUGCUGGAAAGGAAAUCAGAAUAGAAACUGAAAGCGAUUUAGUUGAAGUUGGUGUUGGCUUUAAGGCUGUAAACUGGUAGCAUCCUGACAUGAUUAUAUUUUAAAUUAUAUUCUCUAUUAUUGGUAAUUCAAGUUAUUUCUCAACAGGAGGUCCUGGCAAAGGCAUGCAUGCUCGUGCCACUAAAAACUUGCUUAAUAGAUUGUCAUAUGUUUAAGGAGCAGAUUGCAUUUGCAAUAUUUUCACUGAUAGCGGUUUCUUUGGUCUUAAAUUAACUGGUACUAAUGAAAGUAUUAAUGAGCUUAUUUAAUCUUGCAUCAGAGAAUUACACUUACUUCAAAUGCCUAUUUCUCCAAUUGAAUUGCAAAGAUCCAAAAAUAUUUUAAAAUCUUUGAUCAAUCUCUCACUUGAAAGACAACAAGAUAGACUUGAAGAAGCUGCUAAGCAUGUCAUUAACUUUAAAUAAAUAAAACUUGAUGAAACUGAAAGAAUGAUUGAUAGGGUUACAACUGAAGAUAUCAACAGAGUUGCAAGAGAAUUAUUUUAAAACAGCCGUCCCACAGUUACAAUGAUAGGAGAAGGAGUAAAUAAGGCUAUGUCUUAUGAUUAAAUUUGCAGAUUGUGUUACAAAUAAUGAGUUUAAUAAAAAUAUUAAUUAAAAUUUCUAAUUUUUUUUACUUUUUUGUUUGUUUGUUUUUGUUGGUGUUUGUAUGUAGAUUUUAAUUAAAUUUAUUUUAAUAUUGAUUGGUUCAAAAAAUAUAAAAAGUAAUUUUGGC
Messenger RNA from Tetrahymena thermophila SB210, 1662 nucleotides. RefSeq names its product peptidase M16 inactive domain protein. NCBI's taxonomy places the organism in Eukaryota, Ciliophora, Oligohymenophorea, Hymenostomatida, Tetrahymenidae. The transcript has 11 exons. Gene Ontology annotation, molecular function: metal ion binding. The record is from RefSeq and is a predicted model, not a curated record. Gene Ontology annotation, cellular component: mitochondrion.